This is a messenger RNA of Brienomyrus brachyistius, 1315 nucleotides long. RefSeq names its product proteasome 20S subunit beta 9a (gene psmb9a). The coding region runs from base 390 to 1043 and encodes 217 amino acids. The record is from RefSeq and is a predicted model, not a curated record. Gene Ontology annotation, molecular function: threonine-type endopeptidase activity. The transcript is spliced from 6 exons. NCBI's taxonomy places the organism in Eukaryota, Metazoa, Chordata, Actinopteri, Osteoglossiformes, Mormyridae. Gene Ontology annotation, cellular component: proteasome core complex.
UCGCAUAAUCUAACAAAUAAGGUUUCGUUUUCAAUUUCAUUUGAAAAAAUGGAAGAACGUAUCUUGAAAAUAGUUUAGCUGUAAUUAAAUAUCAGUGAUAAAGAUAUUUUUGUUUUAAACUGUACAACAACGGUUGCUUGCACUUUCAAUACUGCAGCGUCUUUAAAUAACGAAAGUCUUUUAUUAUCGAAAUAAUCGGGGUUUCGCCCAGUAACAAACUGCUCGCUGACGGCCGUGUGGAAUUAGCCUGCCGCGGAUUGGAGAUUGAAAUACGUGUUAUCCUGAAAAGUAAAUUAGCGUACUGGGAAAAACUAGUUGUAGUUAAUAUAAAAAGAGUAAUUACAAGGAUAGCGUAUCUAAGAUCGGCAAAACUAAAUAAUCGAAAAAAUAUGCUGGAGGAAUCGCCUGAGCCUUCCUGGCUUUCCGAGGAAGUCAAAACAGGGACCACUAUCAUAGCCAUCGAGUUUGAUGGUGGAGUGGUGCUGGGAUCAGAUUCCCGCGUUUCUGCCGGGGAGUCUGUGGUGAAUCGGGUGAUGAACAAACUCUCCCCCCUCCAUGACAAAAUCUACUGCGCUUUGUCUGGUUCUGCUGCUGAUGCUCAGACCAUUGCAGAGGUUGUCAACUACCAGCUGGAUGUGCACAGCAUAGAAAUAGGGGAGGAGCCCCUGGUCCGCUCAGCAGCGACUCUGGUGAAGAACAUCUCAUACAAGUACAAGGAGGAACUGUCCGCUCAUCUCAUUGUGGCCGGCUGGGACAGGCGGGCGGGGGGGCAGGUGUUUGUGACCCUGGAUGGCCUCCUGUGCAGACAGCCCUUCGCAGUGGGCGGCUCCGGCAGCUCUUACAUCUACGGCUUCGUUGAUGCUGAGUACCGAGCAGGCAUGAGCCGCAGGCAGUGCCAGGAAUUUGUCGUCAACACUCUGUCUUUAGCCAUGAGCAGAGAUGGCUCCAGUGGAGGUGUGGCCUACAUCGUAACUAUCGACAAGAAGGGAACAGAGGAGAAGUGCAUUCUGGGAAAUGAGCUGCCCACUUUUUUUGACAAUUGAGGUCAAAAAGAUACUGAUUUCCUUACGGAGACCGAGUGUGGUUAUUUUACUCUAACUAUGCAAUAAGAGAUGUCGACGAACACAGUGGCCAACAGCUUCCAUGUGUACAUGAACCAGCUUCACUGGUAGGCAGUUAUAUGCAGUGUUCCUUGAAGUGAAAUACAAAAAACUGCUGAUUUUAAACAAUAAAUAUUCUUGUACAUCAAAAUUGCUUUAAUUUUUCAUUUUAGAUUUGUAUCAAAUUGAAACUGCAACAAACACCAUUUGGACAU